GGGAGCUAUUUGCAUUUACCAUUAAAGCAGUAUUCUACCAUUUGUUUCGAAUGCAAUAUUGUGCGAUGCAAAGGUUUUUGAAAACUGCGAAACUUUUACAAUGUUUAUUUUAGUUUCACAAAAUGGGCAUAGGGCCAAGAAGGAACCAAGAAAAGGUCAAGAUCAGCUAGAAAACUUAUAAUCUUAUCUAGUAGUUGGUGGACCGUUAUCGCUUUCGCGUGUAAACAACAAGAGGACAGUUUUUUUGGAGGCUCUCUCUCCCAUUUCCUUGAUUUUUGUCUUUCAGAUCAAAGCAUUCAUGGGAAAAAUAUGGACUUCAUAGUUGCUGGGUGUGCAGCUGUGAGUGCUGGAUUCUUCACAAAUCCCCUCGAGGUCAUCAAAACCAGGCUUCAGCUGCAGGGUGAGCUCAGAGCCAAGGGGCAGCAUGUCGUCCACUACAGGAAUGCCUUGCAUGCAAGCUACCAGAUUGCCAAGCAUGAUGGUAUCCUUGCAUUGCAGAAGGGACUAGUGCCUGCACUUUGGGUGCAAUUGAUCAUGAAUGGGGCCAGACUAGGCGGGUUUCAAUUCUUUGAUAACAGGAAUUUGAUCAGGGAUAAGGAUGGAAACAUGGUAUUCUACAGGAGCGCGUUUUUCGCUGGGCUGUGCGGUGUUUGCGGGCAUUACUUAGCUAACCCCAUGUUCCUGAUUAAGACCCAGAAACAAUCGCAAGCGGCGAAAGCUAUCGCCGUUGGUCAUCAACACAAAUCUUUGCCGCUCUGGAGCACAUUGGUUGAAAUCAUCAAGACUCAUGGAGGUCUUUACAAAGGAGGAAUGGCUUCUUUACCAAGGGCCUUCGUGGCGUCCAGCGCACAACUACUAGGAUUUUCCUACGCCAAGCAAUUCAUACUUCGCGAAGAAUACUUUCAGACUAGGCCGCUUCUAACUUCUUUUUGUUCAAGUUUCGUUGGUGGCAUUGCUAUAAGCGUCUUAGUCACUCCAUUUGAUCUUAUUUUAACUAGGCUCUACAAUCAAGGUGUUGGCGCGGAUGGGAAAGGAUUGUUGUACAACGGGUAUUUCGAUUGUGUAUCGAAAGUUUAUCACACCGAAGGUUUGAGGGCAUUCUAUAAGGGAAUUGGACCCAUGUACAUGAGACUUGGGCCGCACACUGUUCUAACUUUAGUAUUCUGGGACAUCUUCAAAGAUCUUCAACAUAAAUAUACGGCAAAAGACAUGAGAUCGUUCAAUUGAUCAUAGAUGCUAGAUAUUCUUUUUUUGUUUUAAAACGAAUCUUAUUUGUAAUAGUUAAUUAUACAGUUAGCAUACUAUUUAUUGAUUUAUAGAACUUUUAUAUUGGUAAUAGUAUUACACUGCACGAAUAAAGAAUACCGAUGGAGUCAUUAAA
Molecule: messenger RNA, 1381 nt
Organism: Nicrophorus vespilloides
Lineage: Eukaryota; Metazoa; Arthropoda; Insecta; Coleoptera; Silphidae
Product: solute carrier family 25 member 35-like
Exons: 5
Coding region: 310-1227 (305 amino acids)
Source: RefSeq, a predicted model, not a curated record